CUGCGCACACUGGCAGCGGGCGCCGCGCUCGGCAUGGGGGAACCGGAGCCGGCUUCGGAGCAGAUCCGUCUGAAGUGUAUCCGUAAGGAAGGCUUCUUCACGGUGCCUCCGGAACACAGGACCCAAGGAGAACUGCUCAUUCAGUCUACAAAUGCACCACAUUAUGAAGGUAUAUUGGGGUACAAGCUCUCUACUAGGAUGGAGACCCGAAAUACAGUGCCAGAAGUACAGGACUAUUUCUCUUUCCCCUGAUAUCCCAGAGAGAGGCAGCUCUUUUCCAUAAGGUACGCCAGGUUCUCAGAUUAUGUCUUGUUCCUCCCCCUGUACCUUAUCCAAAUCUCAGCCUGCUUCAGGUGGGCAGCAACCAGCUCCCUUUGAUCACAAAGUCACACCGGUGCCUUCCACUCACGUCCCAUUGGCCAGAAUUUAGUCACAUGAUCAUACCUAGAGGCGAGAGGGAGGCUAGAAAGUAUGGCCACCAGCUGUGUGGCUGCCUGCCACUAGGCAGUGUUUCAUAAUGCAAAGUAACGUCUGGAUGUUGGGGACAGUUAGUCUCUGCCAUAGAAACAUUUCCACUGUGUUUGGUAGAUACUUUAUGAAGAUCUUCAAGCUUUUUCCACCUCCAGAGCAUAAGAGACCAGUGCUGCUCAGUUGACUUUCUAUGAUGGUGGAAAUGUUCUCUUUUCUGAGUCAUCCAUAUGGUCACCAUGAGCCACAUGGGGCCUUACGUUUUUAGACAGCAUCUGGACCAUGAGAUUGAAAGGGUGUGGCGAGGCCAUCUUUUGAUACCACAUUCAAAGUGUCCAGCCGAGUGUCAUCAUCCCCUUUACUCAUCUGAAAAGCCCAAGUGUAUGGUUACCUUGGUGAGCAAGGCAUGAGUGGGCUCCCUGGUUCAAAAGAAGUGAAAUAUCCCCCUUUAGUCCAUCAGCUGCCAAAUCCCCACACUGCCAGAACUUUCUCUUUCAGCUGGGACGGUGCCGGAGCGUGAAGGAGUUUGAGAAGCUGAACCGCAUCGGGGAGGGCACCUAUGGCAUCGUGUACCGAGCCCGGGACACCCAGACAGAUGAGAUUGUUGCCCUGAAGAAAGUGCGGAUGGACAAGGAGAAGGAUGGGGUCCCUGUCAGCAGCCUUCGUGAGAUCACGCUACUCCUGCGCCUUCGCCAUCCAAAUAUCGUGGAGCUGAAGGAGGUGGUCGUGGGGAACCACCUGGAAAGCAUCUUUCUGGUGAUGGGUUACUGUGAGCAAGACCUGGCCAGCCUUCUGGAGAAUAUGCCGGCACCCUUCUCUGAGGCUCAGGUCAAGUGCAUUGUGCUACAGGUGCUCCGCGGCCUCCAGUACCUACACCAGAACUUCAUCAUCCACAGGGACCUAAAGGUGUCCAACCUGCUCAUGACCGAUAAGGGCUGCGUGAAGACAGCGGAUUUUGGCCUGGCCCGAGCCUAUGGCAUCCCGCUGAAGCCAAUGACCCCCAAGGUGGUCACGCUGUGGAGACCCGUGCCGAGGACACUGUUCUCUGCCACGCAUGGGACACCGCCGCACCCAGGAGCCAGCCGUCCAGCGAAGGCAGCUGUCACCGGCUAUGCUGCCUGUGUUUGUCCGAGCUGUCGUCCAGGCCAUCUCGGACUCCCAGGAAGGCUGGUGGCCGGUACCGAGCGCCUGAACUGCUGCUGGGGACCACCACGCAGACCACCAGCAUUGACAUGUGGUGAGGGAAGGGCCGCGGGCUGCGUCCUGGCUGAGCUGCUGGCCCACAAGCCCCUCUUGCCUGGCACGUCUGAGAUUCACCAGGUGGACCUGAUAGUUCAGCUGCUGGGGACGCCCAGUGAGAACAUCUGGCCGGGCUUCUCCAAGCUGCCGCUGGUCAGCCAGUACAGCCUGCGGAGACAGCCAUACAACAACCUGAAGCACAGGUUCCCGUGGCUGUCGGAGGCAGGCCUGCGCCUGCUCAACCUCCUCUUCAUGUAUGACCCGAAGAAAAGGGCGACAGCCGGGGACUGCCUAGAGAGCUCCUACUUCAAAGAGAAGCCCCUACCCUGCGAGCCGGAGCUCAUGCCCACCUUCCCCCACCACCGCAACAAGCGGGCCGCCCCGGCCACGGCCGAAAGCCAGAGCAAGCGCUGCAGGCCCUGACGGCUGCGUGGACUGACCGCUCUGCUCUCUGCCACGGGGCCCACCACUGCGCCGGAAUAGCAGGUGUGCACCUUGAAGGCCUAGAGGCUGGAUACCUGGGCUGUGGAUGCGCCAUCUGGUGGCCGUGCUGCGUAGAAACUCAGGAAGCACUGCUGGGCCCGAGUCGGUGUUGCUGGCUUGGGAGGUGCAGGGCUCUGGUGGCUGCUUGUGUUCUCUUAGUCACCAAGGCCUUUCUGGGGCAGGGAGAGGGCAAGGCUGGCAGGACUCGAUGGGAAGGAGGGAUGGAGUGGGGGGUACAGGCAGCCCAAUCAGGCUGGGGGCUGAGCCCUGUCUUCUCCCCACACUGAGGCCCCAAGGUGGGUGGCUGCAUGGCUGGGGCCAACGGGACCUCAGAGAUAAAAGGCUUUCCUGA
Rhinolophus ferrumequinum (greater horseshoe bat) is the source of this 2542-nucleotide messenger RNA. RefSeq names its product cyclin dependent kinase 10 (gene CDK10). The transcript is spliced from 14 exons. Gene Ontology annotation, molecular function: cyclin-dependent protein serine/threonine kinase activity; ATP binding. Gene Ontology annotation, cellular component: nucleus. NCBI's taxonomy places the organism in Eukaryota, Metazoa, Chordata, Mammalia, Chiroptera, Rhinolophidae. The record is from RefSeq and is a predicted model, not a curated record. The coding region runs from base 1093 to 2130 and encodes 345 amino acids. Gene Ontology annotation, biological process: regulation of mitotic cell cycle; protein phosphorylation.